Mercurialis annua (annual mercury) is the source of this 1137-nucleotide messenger RNA. RefSeq lists its product as uncharacterized. Gene Ontology annotation, cellular component: cytoplasm; eukaryotic translation initiation factor 3 complex. The coding region runs from base 83 to 955 and encodes 290 amino acids. The transcript has 2 exons. Gene Ontology annotation, molecular function: translation initiation factor activity; RNA binding. NCBI's taxonomy places the organism in Eukaryota, Viridiplantae, Streptophyta, Magnoliopsida, Malpighiales, Euphorbiaceae. The record is from RefSeq and is a predicted model, not a curated record.
CACCACAAACACAAUCUCACUGUCCUGUCCGAAACUAAAAACCCUAACCUAACCCUAAUUUUAGAAACACAGAUCAAUCACCAUGCCGGAGGCAACCCAAAAGCCAAUGCGAUGGGGCGAGCUAGACGAGGACGAAGGGGAGGAUCUUGACUUUCUAUUGCCGCCGAAGCAAGUCAUCGGACCCGACGAGCACGGCAUCAAGAGAGUCAUAGAGUACAAAUUCAACGACGAAGGUAACAAAAUUAAGAUUACGACGACCACCAGAGUCCGAAAAUUAGCUAAAGCUAGGCUAAGUAAAAGUGCUGUGGAGAGGAGAAAUUGGGCAAAAUUUGGUGAUGCUGUUCAUGAAGACGUUGGUGCGAGAUUGACUAUGGUGUCUACUGAGGAGAUCUUGCUUGAACGACCUAGGGCCCAUGGUGCCAAAAUGGAAGAAUCCAAAUUACAAGGGGAUAGCAUGACUCAGUUAGGUAAAGCUGGGGCUGUUCUCAUGGUGUGCAGAACUUGCGGUAAGAAAGGCGACCACUGGACAUCCCGGUGCCCAUACAAGGAUCUCGCACAACCAGCUGAAACCUUCAUUGACAAACCAGCUACAUCAGAGACUGCAACUGCCGCUUCUGGGACCACCAAAGCUGCUUAUGUGCCACCAAGCAUGAGAGCAGGUGCUGAGCGAACCAGUGGAUCAGAUAUGAGGCGUAGGAACGAAGAGAAUUCUGUUCGUGUCACCAAUUUAUCGGAGGACACUAGAGAGCCCGACUUGCUCGAGUUGUUUCGUACAUUUGGCGCCGUUAGUCGUGUUUAUGUGGCUAUUGAUCAGAAGACUGGUGUCAGCAGGGGUUUUGGUUUUGUUAACUUUGUUAACAAAGAAGACGCUGAGCGGGCUAUCAACAAGCUUAACGGAUACGGUUAUGACAAUCUAAUUCUUCGGGUGGAGUGGGCAACACCAAGAGCUAAUUAGAUUGUUAGAAUUUCCAUCCACAAUUCGUCACAACUUUCAGCUAUUUUGUUAUAUUCCUGAGGUCUCUUUAUUCUCCUUUGAGGACUUUUUUGUUUAUAAUCUUUUAUUUAAGAUUUAUUUAAUAGGCUCUUUAUUUGGAUCAAAAAAUGGAUGAUAAUGUUAUUUUUUGUUUUCUUUUGUUA